This is a messenger RNA of Passer montanus (Eurasian tree sparrow), 939 nucleotides long. RefSeq names its product bromodomain-containing protein 4-like. The annotation marks the transcript as partial. Gene Ontology annotation, biological process: positive regulation of transcription elongation by RNA polymerase II; chromatin remodeling. NCBI's taxonomy places the organism in Eukaryota, Metazoa, Chordata, Aves, Passeriformes, Passeridae. The record is from RefSeq and is a predicted model, not a curated record. Gene Ontology annotation, cellular component: nucleus; chromatin. The transcript is spliced from 5 exons.
AAUUUGCAGCCAGGGGAUGACAUUGUGCUGAUGGCAGAAGCUCUGGAGAAGCUUUUCCUGCAGAAGAUCUCGGAGAUGACGCCGGAGGAGACGGAAAUCGUCAUCGCCCAGACCAAGGGCCGGGGCCGCGCCCGCAAGGAACCAGUGCCAUCCAAGCCGGGCUCCUCGGCGGUGCCCAACGCCUCCCAGGCCUCCUCCCCGGCGCCGCCGGUGCCGCCGGUGCCGCCGGUGCCGGGCCUGGACGUGUUUGAGAUGCGCUUUGCCAAGAUGCCGGACGAGCCGGAGGAGCCGAUCCCAUUCCAGGACGUGUUCGAGAUGCGCUUUGCCAAGAUGCCGGACGAGCCGGAGGAGCCGGUGAUCCCCGCCUCGUCCCCGGUGGUGGUCCCGCCCCCCACCAAGGUGGCCCCGCCCUCGUCCAGCGACAGCAGCAGCGACAGCUCCUCCGACAGCGACAGCUCCUCCGACGACUCCGAGGAGGAGCGGGCGCAGCGCUUGGCCGAGCUCCAGGAGCAGGCUGGGUUUAGGCCUAAACCAGCACUUUUUAUUCCCGUGAGCAGCAAGAAGGAGCCGGCGCCGGUGAAGCCCAGCAAAGCCGCGCCCGCCUACGAGUCGGAGGAGGAGGAGAAGUGCAAGCCCAUGUCGUACGAGGAGAAGCGGCAGCUGAGCCUGGACAUCAACAAACUGCCCGGGGAGAAGCUGGGCCGCGUCGUGCACAUCAUCCAGUCCCGCGAGCCCUCGCUCAAGAACUCCAACCCCGACGAGAUCGAGAUCGACUUCGAGACGCUGAAGCCGUCGACGCUGCGCGAGCUCGAGCGUUACGUCACCUCCUGCCUGCGCAAGAAGAGGAAACCCCCAGGUACGGCCAAAGCCCAAAAUUUGGGGGUUUCAGCCCGAAUUUCCGGUGGUUUUAAUCCCGAGGGUUGAGGUUUUGGAGGCGUU